This is a messenger RNA of Aspergillus terreus NIH2624, 888 nucleotides long. Its product is annotated as SDR family NAD(P)-dependent oxidoreductase. Lineage: Eukaryota; Fungi; Ascomycota; Eurotiomycetes; Eurotiales; Aspergillaceae. The coding region runs from base 1 to 888 and encodes 295 amino acids. Gene Ontology annotation, molecular function: oxidoreductase activity, acting on the CH-OH group of donors, NAD or NADP as acceptor. The record is from RefSeq and is a predicted model, not a curated record. The transcript is spliced from 4 exons.
AUGUCCGACCGUCUCGCCCAGGUCAACGCCCACCUGAACUACCCGCGCGGUCUGCUCGCCGGCCAGGUCGCCAUCAUCACAGGCGCCGGCCAGGGCAUCGGCGCCGAAACCGCCAAGCUGUUUGCCAACGAGGGAGCCAAGGUGGUUGUUGCUGAUAUUGAUGCUCAAAAAGCCAACAACGUCGCCAACGAGAUCAACGCGGCCGCGCCCAACCGCGCCCUCGCCGUCGUCGGCGACGUGCUCAACGACGCCUACAUCCAGGAGGUGGUCGACAAGGCGGCGGCGUUUGGCAACGGCAAGAUCCAUAUUAUCGUCAACAACGCCGGGUUUACCUGGGACGGCGUGAUCCAUAAGAUGACCGAUAAACAAUGGGACACGAUGCUGGCGGUGCACAACACGGCGCCGUUCAAGCUCGUCCGCGCGGCGGCCAAGUACUUCCGCGUCAAGGACAAGGAGCCGCGCGUGAUCAUCAACAUCAGCAGUACCAGCGGCAUCCACGGGAAUGCCGGGCAGGCAAACUACGCCGUCGCCAAAGCCGGCGUGGUCGGACUGACGCGCACCAUCGCCAAAGAAUGGGGCCCCGCGUUCGGCGUGCGCGCCAACACCAUCGCCUUUGGGUUCGUCACGACGCGCCUGACCGCCGCCAAGGAGGACGGCGCCUUCAUCACCACCCCCGACGGCACCAAGGUCGCGCUGGGCAUUCCCGGCGCGCAGCUGAACAGCAGGAAGGGCGGCUCCGAGCCGGCCAAGCAGACGUACCCGGAUAUCCCGCUGGGGCGCCCGGCGACGCCGGAUGAGGCGGCGCGCAGUGUACUUGCUGUGGCGAGUCCGUUGUUCUCGUAUGUUAGUGGCGAGACGAUUCGGGUUACUGGGGGGAGGAACAUGUAG